Molecule: messenger RNA, 1827 nt
Organism: Varanus komodoensis (Komodo dragon)
Lineage: Eukaryota; Metazoa; Chordata; Lepidosauria; Squamata; Varanidae
Product: SLIT and NTRK-like protein 6
Exons: 5
Coding region: 1-1827 (608 amino acids)
Cellular component (GO): voltage-gated potassium channel complex
Molecular function (GO): transmembrane transporter binding; voltage-gated potassium channel activity; potassium channel activator activity
Source: RefSeq, a predicted model, not a curated record
AUGGGGCGCCUCCUCCCGCCUCCUCCCUGGAGUCCCGUGGGCCUGUGCGUGGCUCUUCUGCUGGGACUCAGCUGGGCCGAAGAGGGCCUUGGCUGCCCCCAGGGCUGCACCUGCGAAAGGUGGGAAGUGGCCUGCACAGGGGGGGGCCUGGACCGUGUCCCCAGCGCCAUCCCACUGACCACCAAGGUGCUGGUUCUGGCCAACAACAGCCUGGCCAGCUUGCCGCCGAUGGAAAUGAGCUACCUCAACGACCUCGUCUACCUGGACUGCAGCCGCAACCUCUUACACAUGAGCUUCGAUUUCACCUUUCCCAGAAUGGUCAAACUGACGUACCUGGACCUCAGUUUCAACCGGAUCCUGCGCAUAACCCCCCGCACCUUCUCGCAGCUGCAGGGGCUGCUGCUGCUGAAUCUCUCCAGCAACCCCACCUUGGUGGAGAUCAAGGCACACGCCUUCGACAGCAACCCCCUCCUGAGGUACCUGGACCUGCGCGCCUGCGGCUUGACCUCCGUCGGCGCGGACACCUUCCGCCAGCUGCACAACCUGCACUCCCUGGGGCUGGCGGAGAACCCCUGGAGCUGCGACUGCAGCUUGCUGGAAUUCUGCAACUGGAUGAAGAAGGCCCACGUCCAGUACCCAGACCCCGAGAGGACCCUGUGCCAGAAGCCAGACAACGUCCGGGGCCUGCAGGUCCUGGAAGGCGCCUCGCGGAUCCACUACACCUGCUUCGUGCACCUAGAGCUGGGGGACUUUGCGGUCAUGGCCCUGAUCGCCUUCUGCAUCUUCUUCGGGGGGACCCUGGCCGCCUGGCUGGUGGGCAUCAGCGCCGUGAUCUACUACCACCCGGUGCCGAAGGUGAACGACGAGUCCGAGGACGAGGACUGGCCUCCUAAGCCGAGUCAUGACCCAGCGGCGGAACCUGCCUCCGGCUCGGCCAUGGCCAAGAGGGUUCGGACCGUGAAUCAGAGGCACGUGUGGAUGGUGCUCCUCCUGGGAAUCUGCUGGAGGGCGGAAGGCGGGGGCUGCCCCGAGGCGUGUGUUUGCCAGUACCUGUCCGUGAACUGCACGGACAAGCAGCUGGAGGACUUCCCCGCCCCGAUCCCGCUGGACACGCGGCAGCUGGUCCUGGCUCGGAACCGGCUCAGCUACUUGCCCUCGGUGGAGCUGAACUUCCUCAGCGACCUGAUCUACCUGGACUGCAGUGGGAACGCCCUGGGCGAGGACCUGGACUUCGCCUUUGUCAGCAUCAUCAAGCUGGUCUACCUGGACCUGAGCUUCAACAACCUCACCCAGGUCACGUUCAGCACCUUCUCGCAGCUCAGCAGCCUGGUGGUACUGAAGCUCUCCGACAACCCCGGCCUGGUGGAGAUCGAGAAGGACUCCUUCGCCAACAACACCUGGCUGAGGCACCUGGACGUGAGCCGCUGCCGCCUGACGUUCCUCGACACCAGCACCGUCCGGGACCUGCCCAACCUGCGGAGCCUGGCCGUGAGCGGGAACCCCUGGUUCUGCAACUGCUCCUUCAUGGGCCUCAGCAGCUGGGUGAAGGAGAGCGGGGUCACGAUCCCCGACCCAGACAACGUCACGUGCUACGGCCCGGCCUUCAUGCACGGGCUGCGGAUGCUGGCGGAGGCGCAGGAACAGCUCCACUUCAGAUGCCACAUCCACCUGGAUGACCGCGACUACCUCUUCCUGGGCCUGGUCGGCUUCUGCAUCUUCUCCGCCGGGACCGUGCUGGCCUGGCUGCUGGGCGUCUGCGCCGUCAUCUACGAGGUCCUGACGGCCACCGGAGAGGACGAGGAGGAGGAGGAGGAGGAGGCCGCCUGA